This is a messenger RNA of Etheostoma cragini (Arkansas darter), 2194 nucleotides long. It is a transcript of the gene gstcd, whose product is annotated as glutathione S-transferase, C-terminal domain containing. The transcript is spliced from 12 exons. NCBI's taxonomy places the organism in Eukaryota, Metazoa, Chordata, Actinopteri, Perciformes, Percidae. Bases 135 to 2090 code for a protein of 651 amino acids. The record is from RefSeq and is a predicted model, not a curated record.
CUGCCUUCAGCACAACAAAAGAAGAAGAAACACCAGCACCGUGACAGGAAGUGUGUACCAUAACAACGUGGGUUUUAUUGAAAUUGCCGGUGUUUUUAUCUGCAAUACUACAGCUGUUUUAACUACUAUCAACGAUGAAGCACACGGAGGUAAAGCAACAGCAUCUCUCCCUCUAUCUGGAAGUGUGUUCUGAAACCGAGGAGCCGCGUCUUCCGCUGCACACCUCCAUCACCCUCUUUCUCCUGUCCUACUGCGACUGCUCGUCCUUCAAAGUGUUCCUGGUCUUCACCAAACCUGCCAGCUCCAAGUCACUAAAGAGUCAGCUAGCGGAGUGCUUGGAUGUGUCUGACAUGCAGCUGGAGGAUCUGCCCCAGCUGGUCAAGGGCUGUCGCCUCCCUGCUGUUUUGGAUGAGACUGGGAGGCUUUGCAGGGCAGGGCUGGCGGUGGUCCUGAGGCAUAUCAUCCACAAGACCCUGGAGGCUGACCCUUCUAGAAAGGAUGUUUUGGCACUUCUGGGGUUCAAGAAGACCUGUCUGAAGGCCUGUGCCGAGGUGAGCAAGUGGACCAGACUGUGUGAAAUUGGCAUUCCCUCUGCAGUGGAAGAACACCUCACAAAUCCAACAAAUCAAUAUCAGCAGCUGCCUCUCUCCAUCCUCGCCCUAGAGCGAAGGCUGGCGGAGCCUGUCAAAGUCCACAAUGAUGACAAGAUACGGAGACAGAAACUCCAAGAGCAGAGACAGAAUGAAAAGAAUGAGUCCGCUGAAGGCCAAGGGAACCCUGAUUCUGAGCCUGAACCUGGACAGUCACCUAAGGUACGUGAUAGACUUGAGCUCAGGGCGGCUCUGGCCAAGCUGUCUGUGGAUUCAGUUCCGACUUCGACCACCAGAGAGAACUCUGAGAUCAGGAAAGUGAAGACCACAGACCUGCCUCCGCUGGAGCAUGUGUUUGCCGAAGGACUGUACUUCACUCUGACAGAUGUGGUGCUGCUGCCAUGUAUCUAUGAGUACUUGUGUUCCCUCCAAGCCCAUGCUGCGAGCACUCUACAUUUGCUCCCGUACCUGCUGCGUUGGUACAGCCGUGUUCAGGAAGUACCCGGGGUCCUUCGGGCAGCCGAUGCCUGUGGCAUGGCUCUUUCCAUCCCCCCAGGUCCCACAGCCAGCCUCCCAGGGCCUUCAGUAGAGGACAACCCAGCUAGCCUAUUGGAGCAAGAAGAAGGCCAGGAGCUGACCACACAGCUUCCCUUUGUCGGUGGCCCGAGGCCCACAAUGACUAAACUUAAAGAAAAUGGCAUCGAGGCAGUCUUUGCUCCUCAUCCUUGCCCUAUCUGGACCCUCCCCUGGGACUGCUUACCAGAAGCUAUCAACCCCACUGAAGGGAAAAUGUCAAAUAUCCGUGCAGUCAGGAAGAGGCAACAGCUGAAUAACUUGGUUGCCAUGGUUACAGAGCUUGCCAGGCCGGGAUACACCGUUGUGGAUUUCUGCAGUGGAACGGGCCAUGUAGGAAUUGUUCUGGCUCACACACUUCCAGAUUGCCAGGUCAUCCUCAUAGAAAACAAAGAAGAGUCCUUGGUCAGGGCCCAAAGUCGUAGCGCUGAACUCGGUCUGAAAAACAUUGGCUUCAUUCAGGCCAAUUUGGACUACUUCACUGGACCGUUUCACAUUGGGGUUGCCCUCCAUGCAUGUGGCGUUGCAACAGACAUGGUGAUGGAGCAUUGUAUCCAGGCGGGAGCCGCCUUUGUCAUCAGCCCAUGCUGCUACGGCUUCAUCCAGAAUGCAGUCAAGUUCACCUUUCCCAGGAGCAAAAGGUUUCAAGAGACUCUGACUUAUAAGGAACACAUGGUCCUCUGUCGCUUUGCAGACCAAACUGCUGUCCAGCUCCCUCCUGAAAGGCGACUCAUAGGAAAACAAUGUAUGGGCCUCGUAGACCUGGAUCGCUUGUGGGCAGCAGAGACUCAUGGGUACUCAGUACGGGUGAUGACUAUGGAGCCUGAAAGCUGUUCACCAAAAAACAACAUGCUGGUGGGAAGGCCGCCUCACAAGAGUGGACUGGAUGUCGGUGCUAGCCAACUGGAAACAAUGGUGCAUAAUUAGGACUUCAAGCACCGGUGCAGAGCAGAUCAUCUUCAUUGCGGUCAGGAUUUGACAAAGUACCUGCCCUCUGUGGUUCCUUUCUGCGUCAUCAUGGUGCCUGAGAA